AUGAUCCAGAAGAUGGCUAACAAUAGCCUGUUCGAACGCUGGCGACCUUAUUCUCACUUCUCGGCUCCUGCUGGCUGGAUGAAUGAUCCGUGCGGACCUUUGUACGAUCCUAUCGGCAAAACGUAUCACAUGCAUUAUCAAUGGCACCCGGAUCAUGUCGAAUGGGGAAACAUCUCCUGGGGCCAUGCAACCUCCGAUGACAUGGUCACUUGGACUGAUAUUAAUCAUUUCCCCGGGAAUCAUAUUCAAGCUUGGUCUGGCCAUCAAGCCCAAUCCAUCGGAACUUCCAAUUUGACGAGCAACAAGCAUGUUCCUCAGAAAUACAACAUCUUGGGCAUCUUCUCAGGCACUGCUCAGCCUGUGAACCUUACUGGUGGAGUGGACGGCACUCUUCUCACAUUCUACACGUCUGUUUCGCGUGGGCCCCUCAGUUGGGAUCAACCAUAUCCUGCAGAUGCAGAAAGUCAGAGUUUGACAUACUCAACCGAUCAAGGUGUCACUUGGACGGAUUAUGAUGGCAACCCGGUGAUCAACCACCUGCCAGUGGAUUGGAACAUCACCGGUUUCCGAGAUCCCUUCUUUCACGAUUCGCCGGAGCUUGAUACAAUGCUGAAUUAUUCCGAGCCACAUUACUAUGCAAUCUUCGGCUCUGGUAUUGGGGAUGUUGGCCCCCGGAUCCCUCUCUAUACUGCACCGGCUUCGAAUUUGACUACUUGGAGUUACUUGGGUGCUCUGUGGGAGCCCAAUGGAAACACAUCAUUGGGACAAACUUACGAAACUGGUACAUGGGGUUGGAACUUUGAAUUGCCCAAUCUUUUCAAGCUAGGAGAGCACUGGUUCUUCAGCUCGGGAGUAGAGGGUGGAAGUACCGAUUAUCAUGAACAGAAUUGGGUUGUAUGGAAUGAAGGAAUUGUCUCUGCUCGACUGAAUGGCAGUGUCGCUUUCCAACCUAUUUCCAUGGGUGCUUCAGAUUGGGGCUUGCUUUAUGCGAUUACCUCGUUCAACGAUACCAAGAACAAUCGCCGUGUUCAGAUCGGGUGGGCACGUGAAGAUAUGAAUGGUUUCGGCAUCGUUCAACAAGGAUACCAAGGAGCUUUGUCAAUCCCUCGAGAGUUGUUUGUCAUGAACACCCCCAGUAUCAUUCUACCGAUGCGCAAUACGAGCUCUGUCUAUACACGGCAAUCCAAUGGAACCUAUACAGCCCGGACUAUGGGUGCUCGUCCUGCUCAAGACAUCGUCUUGGGUUUGCGGAAUGGGUCGAAUGUCUUCAAUUGUACUGUUCACAGUUUUGUCGGCAAAGGGAACGGGUAUGGAUCGAAUAUGUUGAUGAAGGCAAUGAACACUUCGUACGAGGUGUCGAUGACCAUUGAUUCUACGAGAGGCCGCACCGGUCUCACAAUCGGUGCUUCGCCUGAUUUCCAGGAAUUCACUUCUAUCUACUACGAUCCUGCAACUUCGACUAUUGCUUGUGAUCGUACCAAUUCCUCCACCAUCAAGGAGUUCCUGAAUACAACUUAUGUUGGGUUUUUCGAACCCUACAAUAUCUCAGGAAAGUCAGAGUCUGUCCGGUUCACAGUAUUUGUUGAUGGAUCUCUGGUUGAAAUCUUUGUCAACGAUCGCUUCGCCUUGACCAGCAGGAUCUACCCCAGUCGGCUUGAUAGUUCCGGGUUAGGCAUUUACGCUGCGCCGGGUGUCAAUGUCACGUAUUCUGGCCCAAUUCGAAUAUGGGACGGGUUGAGAAAUGUGUGGCCUCAUCGACCGAGAAAUUCGAGCAGUUUGUUGGUUUAUGAUACCGAUCAAGAGACAAAUAAUCGGACUUGGUGGAGCGGGCUUUGA
Capronia coronata CBS 617.96 is the source of this 1836-nucleotide messenger RNA. RefSeq lists its product as uncharacterized. The transcript is spliced from 3 exons. NCBI's taxonomy places the organism in Eukaryota, Fungi, Ascomycota, Eurotiomycetes, Chaetothyriales, Herpotrichiellaceae. The record is from RefSeq and is a predicted model, not a curated record. Gene Ontology annotation, biological process: sucrose catabolic process. Gene Ontology annotation, molecular function: sucrose alpha-glucosidase activity. The coding region runs from base 1 to 1836 and encodes 611 amino acids.